UUAAAAAUACUAAACCUAAAAAACAAUCCAAUCCGGCGGUUUUAUUGCAACAUUACAUACUUGCUGGAUGGCGUGACUUCAAUAAACGUGCCUUCCGAAUUUGUUACUGAGUUCGAUUUAUCUUGUGCGAACCCAAUCGAAUGGGCAAUGAAUGAAGAGGAAAUAAUUUUCAAGAAUACAAACAAUAAAAACGAGUUCCGAUUUCCUAAGAUGAACUUGAAAAAUUUGUUUGCUCUUUAAUUUUUGUAUCCAAAUUAAUAGGAUCCAAAAAAAGUAAGGAACAAUGUGUAAAAUAAUUCUACGUUUGAUCUCGUUUCAAUGGAGCGAAAAAAACUUUCAUUCAAAAUUGUGCGAAUUUUGGGCUUUUGGCUGCUGAGAUCAUUAUUGUUUUUCUCUUGAUUAUGUGAAAUUUAUUGGAAAGAUCAUUGUGUCACAGAUUCGGCGGAAUAAAUUUAGCAAAAACGUGGAUCAAUGAAACUGGCGUGAUUCUUAUCAAUGAUUGAUUCGAUGGAGCUAACAAAAAAGAGACAGCGAAUUGUCAAUGAACAUACUACGAUUGGUCAAUGUGUCAGAUAAUCCGCUAUAUAAUUGGAUUGCAAUCUGUUUAAAAUCCGUGCAAAAAACAUUCCGUUUGAGCGAUUUCUUUUAGCAAUUAUUCAUAUGACUGAGAGUGAUGUGCUGCAUUUAAAAGUCAUCGAACUCAAAUUAACCCUGAUGAAUUUUUCGAUCCCAUUAGCGCUGGAGAAGACGAUUUUCAUGGAUUCAAAUUUGUAUGAGCUCAAUUUUUAGCUAAAGCUCUUUUUUAUCAGAGAUCAGAAACCGAAGAUUGGUUUUUAAUGCACAGAGAACCAGAAGAAAGACACGUGUACGCUUGUGCGCCAGAAUGUAGCUGAUUUUUAGUAGGAUGUACGGUAUUUUCAUUUAAUACGACACAUCAAUUUUAUAUGAAAUACACAAUCAAUAUGCUGAUUUGAUAUUUCCUUGAGUGUAUCUUAAUUUGAUCGGGUCUUCAUUUCGGCCUAAGCAACGGUAAUAAUCCAAAUCUUGCGCAGACACACACAAAUAGAGAAUAGAAGGCGAAAAGACCGGCGUAAUUUGUUGUUUUGUGUGCCCAACGCAUAAUCGUAUGCGUCUAAAAUAGAUUUUAUUGCUCUCUUAAAAUUAGCAGAAAUGGUUGCGUGGAAUUCCGAAAUGGAAUCGAAAGAAAAAGAAUCAGAGACAUUCGGAGACCAGUAAAGUGGCGUUACAUUAUGUUAAUUGAAAAAUGUUGGAAUUAAAAUGUAAAAGAAAACGGUUUUUUUUGCUUGUGCGAUGUGUGAUCGAUGAUUGAUUCUCGCAGCGCGCGUGCGCGUUCAUUUUUACGUAAUCGUCAGCAACCGGGCUGCUUAUCUCCAACUCCAAGAAUGUUUCAACGACCGUUUGUCCCUGCUUGAGCCAUAGAGAGAGAGAGAGAGAGAGAGAGAGAGAGAGAGAGAGAUGCGAUAUGCGGAGAUAACGGAAAAUGUGGACCAAAUGGCGAAUUGUGAAAGCAAUUAAACGGCCAUGCUCGAUAACGGUGUUUCACAUCUUCUUGAAUUCACUUAUCCGAUAGACCAGAUAGAGAAAAAAAAACAAUUUAAGAAGCGACUUCACCAGAAUCCCAUCAGAAUUGAUGCAUUAUUCAUGAGUGAGUAGAAAUAUGAUGUUGUCGCAUGAUGUGGGCUUCAUUAAUAAAAUCGAGAGAAAGAAGCGUCGAAGCGCGAUACCGUUUUUCUAGCCCGUUGUUGCAAGCACAACACCUGAAAAUGUUUAUGCAAAUUCCACCCAAAAUAUCCGCCGAAUUCGGCUACAUCAUUCAUAAAUUAUGUAUAGAUUUUUUUCCUCGUUUCAUAUCAAAUGAACAUGAAAUGUGUUUCUUCUAUUUCGACCACAUGCAUAUCAUUAACGUAUCAAAUUAGAAGAGAAAUAAAAAUUCAAAAUGAAUUGACUCUCUGGGCCGUUCGUCGUCUAAUGUGCACGCUUCUCGUAGAAUUGUUUGUCCGGAGCGGAUGGAGAAAUAGAUAAAAAAAACUGGUUCGCUGUGAAUUUGUCCAUCUUCUUGACCAUCUUCAUCAUUUUCUAUGUGGUUAUGGCUUAUGUUGUUGUUUUUUUCUCUCGCUUGAAUUAGAAUCGGUUUUGUGAAAGAGAUUUAUGCAUUUCUCUCUGUCUCUCUUCCGUCUGUCCAUUGCGAUGGUUUCUUCACAUUCGACACCCAAGAUCACAAUCUGUAUUUGGCAAUUUUUGGCAAUUAAUUCCCUCCGGUGAAAUGACAUACGUGUGUGUAUGUGUAUUGUAUCUGCGCGUGCAUAUGUUGAUUGAGUUCGAGAGCAGAGAAAGAAGAAAAAAAAGAAAGAGGGAUCGAAAUGUAAAUUUCUAAAUGUAUUUCAAACGCACACAAAUCUCAACGACAACAACAAUAUUCGUGUUGAGUCUAGAAAUUUGUUUGUCUAUAAGAGCCGAUUUUCAACAGUAUCAUUCAGUCUGCUUCCAUCAUCCAAAAUGGAUAGAUCAAUAGUAGUUUGUAUUUUCAGCAUUUUGCUGCUUGUUUUGGUAAAUAUUUUUUUUUUCUCUCCAAAAAAAGCUUAUUCCGAAAAAAACAACUUCUAUUUUCCGAAACUGUGUACAUUUCGCUAUUUUUAUAACAUUUGGUUCAGAGUGUUCAAGUGUAAAACUUUGUGCGCCGUGAAAACUUUAUUCAAAUUUAGUCUGUCGAUUCGUGAAUCUUUUUUUUUUCAAUCCUUUUUUUCCUGGCUGAUGUGAAUUUUUUUCUAAUCUCUGAAAAAAAAAAUCUGAAAUUUCUUGCAGCAGUCGACUCAAGGAGCCGAAUUGAACAGUGAAGCUACAUUAAAUUGUAAUGGAAAAGAAUUUAAGUGCAUAAACGCAACACAUUAUCAACCAUGCUCGUUGACUGAACGAAGUGGCCAACAACCACAAUUCAUGAUCAACGGCGUCAUUUUGCCAUGUACCACGGGAAAAUCAUGCGACGAGGCUAGUUCAUUUGGUUGUGGCGGUGUUGUCCGUACCGCUCAACUGGCCGAUCAACCAUCACAGAUCCCUGUUGAAGUGACGAUUGUACAAGAGCCGGUCAAGGUUGAAGCACCAGCCGUUAUUGCUGCUGUUGAAGCAGUCGCUGCUCCAGCCAAAUCGUUGCCAGUUGAUCAGCCAGCUGCCGUCCCUGCUGACGCCGAUCCAGCCGAAAAUGCUGUCACUUCAUCAACCGAACAAGUCCGUGCUGUUGCAGCUGAAGAAUCAAAAUCAGCUGAACCAGCUCCAGCUCCAGCUGCAGCCACAGAUCCAGCUCCAUCUCCAGCUCCAUCUCCAGCUCCAGCUCCAGCUCCAGCUCCAGCUCCAACUGCAGUCCCAGCUGCCGCGCCAGCAUCACCAGCCCCAGCAAAUACAAGUGAUGCCGCCAAAGCUGACGAAACCAAACCAAAGAAGAAGUUCAGUUUCAGUAGUUUGAAAAAGGUUGGACCAAUUCGUUUGGUAAAAGGUUUCCGUGCAGCCACUUGGCGCCCAAAAAUCUCAUUGGAGUCGCAAAAAGAUGUAGCCGACGGCCUUCGUAAACGACUCUUCGAACGUCGCAACAAAUACGAGAAAUUCGUUGAAAAUGUAUUGGGCAAAGCCACACCAGUUGCCACCACAUCAAUUGCUGUCGAACCAAAACCAGAUGCUAAACAACCAGCUCCAGGCGCACCAAUCCAACAUGAUCCAGUCGAUUUAUGCGAAGACGAAGGCUCAUGCGGUGACGAUUACGACUCAUGCGAAUCCGGAGCUGACGAUUGUGACGAUAGUGACGAUAGUGACGAUAGUGAUAGUGAUGGUGGUGGUGAUGGUGAUGAUAAUGGUGAUGAUGAUGGUGAUGAUGAUGACAGUACCGCAGAAGAUGGCUCAUCAAGCUCAUCAAGCUCAUCAAGCUCAUGCGAGGAAUCCGACGAAUCUGGCUCAAACUCAUGCGAAUCAGACAGUGAUUCCAGUGAUUCCAGUGAUUCCAGUGAUUCCAGUGAUGACGAUGACUGCUCCGACGAAGAUGAAUUAGAACCAGGAGAGGGUGAGGCCGUGUGGGAAGAACAAGAAGUUGACGGCGGUAUCGAAAUCGUUGAAGAAUGUCCAGAUGAUGAAGAUGACUGUGAAGAAUCUGACUCAUGCGAAAGCGCCGACUCUGACUAUGAAUACGAAGAUGGUAUCUCAUCAGAGGCUCAAGUCAGCCAAACAGAUGAUGACUGUGAAUCCUCCGAAUCAUGCGAAUCAGACGAAUCAGACGAAUCAGACGAAUCAGACGAAUCAUGCGAAUCAGAAGAAUCAUGCGAAUCAGACGAAUCAUCAUCAUCAUCAUCAUCAUCAUCAUCAUCAUCAUCUUCAUCAUCUUCAUCAUCAUCUUCAUCAUCAUCAUCGUCAUCGGACGAUGAUGAAUGUGACGAUGGUGAUAGCUGCGAAGAUUCAUGCUCCGACAAUGAUGAUGAGUGCAAGAAGAAGCGCAAACAACACCAAGAAGCCAACAAGAACAAGAAGAAGAAGAAGUCGGGCAGCAAGAAGAAGAAGAGUGGUUCCAAGAAGCAUGCCGCCAAGACUACCGAAAAACCAAACGCUGAGAAACCAUCCGAAGGCAAGAAAUCUGAUGCUAAAUCUGACACAGUACAAAAGAAGAAGACAACCGAAAGGAAGAAGGUUCGUUAUCCACCAGUGCAAAAGAUUCGUAAGAGUUUGAUGAGUGCAUUCGCAAAUGCAACCGAAGCUAUUGCACCAGGCAAGAAACGUAACGUUGGCCGUAAAGGAGGCGGCGGUGGCGGUGGUAGUACCGGUGGCACCGGUGGCACCACCAGCGGCGGUAGCGGUAUCCUUGGAAACGCUGCUAGUGGUCUUCAAAAUGCCGUUCUCAACAAGGUCGAUAAUUUGUUUGCCAUCAAAGACAAUGGAUUGUUCAACAAGAACAAGGGCGGUAACACUGAUGAAAACACUGGCUGUAGCAUCGUAGAAGGAUGGACUUGCCCACGUAAAGGACGUUAUGCUCAUCCAAUCGAUUGCCAGAAAUACGUCGAAUGCUCAAAGUCCGGACCAUUCAGUAAAACAUUGCAAAACACUGUGUUCGAGUGUGAAGAUGAUGAAGCCUACGAUCCAAGCAUCCGUUCAUGUACCACCGAUUGGUCAUCAUGCGAGGCUCUCGAACAAUGUUUGUACCAUCGUCAAUUGAUCGAAGAUCCAUCCGAUGACAACAGCUACUUCAUUUGCAUUCGUGGUGGCAAGAAAUUCAAGGAAUCAUACGACGUGUACCGUCGUGAUUGUUCACCAGGCCGUAUCUUCGAUGUUGACUAUGGGCUGUGUAUGGACUCAGCCGACUACCGUCGCAUCAGCAAGGCCAAACUACGCCGCAAGCAACUCAAGAAACAAAAGAAAUGCCAAAAGAAGAAAGCACAAAAGAAGAAGAAGAACAAGAAGAAGAAGAGCCCACAAAAGAAACAAUAAAAACGUGUGCUUGAAUGGCAAUUGCAACCAUUUUCGCAACGCAUUCUUCUAAUAUUGUCGGUAUCAUUCUAGAAAUGAUCAACACUCUGUCUCUAUUUCUGUCUCACUAUCGCAUAGCAAAGGGGCGUAAGAACCAAUCGAUUGAAAAACAAAAACUCUACAAAAAAAAAAAUUAUCAUUCCUACAAAAACGAAAAAUCAACAACGACAACAAAAACUAUCUAAUUUUAAUUUAUCUCCCUCUUA
Sitodiplosis mosellana (orange wheat blossom midge) is the source of this 5723-nucleotide messenger RNA. RefSeq names its product cell surface glycoprotein 1-like. Gene Ontology annotation, molecular function: chitin binding. The transcript is spliced from 7 exons. The record is from RefSeq and is a predicted model, not a curated record. The coding region runs from base 2956 to 5478 and encodes 840 amino acids. NCBI's taxonomy places the organism in Eukaryota, Metazoa, Arthropoda, Insecta, Diptera, Cecidomyiidae. Gene Ontology annotation, cellular component: chloroplast; extracellular region.